CUCAGAAAAGGAACUGAUGAAUGAAAAGAAGAAAAAAUGGGCUACUGAUCAAAUGGAUAUUAAUUAGAACGAUUGGCAAAAUGGCUGAUAAAGCAAUAAAAGUGGAAGAGCCCACACACUACAAGCAACUGCACUUUGAUGAAAUCACCUUCGUUUAGAAUGUUUUGUUUUCCCAUUGUAGUACUCUCGACGACAAGAGUUUCAUGAAGAAAAUCAAGCGUGCACGACUUACUUGUUGGUCAAAAUCAUGAAUGAACCCGAGAGUAGACCCCAUGGACAGGGAACUGCCGUGCAGAACAAGCAAGUGAUUAAAAAACGACUACGUCGAUCUGAAAAUGAAAUAAGGAGACUUGAUCCUUUUUCUCUUCGUUCUUAUCCUCCGGCACAGAAGGAGUUGAGAGAGAGAAAUAGAGGGAGAUCAGAAUGGAAGAGGAACAAUUGGACUAUGUGCUGGUACCAUUGGGUCUCUUAGUUUUUGGAGUAUACCACCUCUGGUUUGUCUUCACUAUCCUCCACUUUCCCAGACGAACCGUUAUUGGUCUUAAUGCUGAGAUUCGCCGCCUAUGGGUCUCUUCCAUGAUGACUGACCCCUUGAAUAAUGGUGUUUUGGUAGUUCAAACAAUUCGCAAUAACAUUAUGGCAUCUGCACUAUUAGCAACAGCAGCAAUUACUCUCAUUUCAAUAAUCAGUGUAUUUGUCAGUAGCACAUCAGAAGCUAGCAACAUAUCUUCAAAACUGGUUUAUGGCAAUCAAACUUCUUUGAUCUCUUCAAUCAAGUACCUUUGCAUCUUGCUUUGUUUCCUUCUUGCCUUCCUUUUCAAUGUGGAAUCCAUUAGAUACUAUUCCCAUGUUAGUUUCUUGUCCACUCUGUCUACUUCAAAAAACAAUCGUGUGUCCAUUGAGUAUGUGGCAAGAAACUUGAAUCGAGGAAGCCACUUUUGGUCCCUCGGAUUGCGAGCAUACUACUUGUCAUUCCCUCUCUUCCUCUGGAUUUUUGGGCCAAUUCCCAUGUUUGCUUGUUGUUGCCUAAUGUCAAUUCUUCUGUAUUUUUUAGACACAACUUCUAGUUUUACACAACAUCUUCAUUCACAGUCAAUGAAACAAGAUAGCAGCAGCAAUGUUAUGGAAUAAGCUGGUUGAUCAUCCUAAGUUCUGUUGAAAACUACCCAAUGUUGUUGUAAUUAGUAAAUGUUUGUUAAAAUUUAAGAUAGCUAUCAAUGUAUAAUGUAAAGUUAUAGAAUUCUAUAUGGAGAUAUGUCAUGUGUGGAUUCUUUUGGUUAGAAAAUGCAGUUUGAAAACUUCAAAUCAGGAACUCUUGUUAUGUAUGGCUUGUAACUUGUAUCAAUAGGUUGGAACUUUUAUUCAUGCCUAGAAAUUCAAUGGUAAAUUUUGUCUUA
Messenger RNA from Carya illinoinensis, 1397 nucleotides. RefSeq lists its product as uncharacterized. The record is from RefSeq and is a predicted model, not a curated record. The coding region runs from base 424 to 1131 and encodes 235 amino acids. The transcript is spliced from 3 exons. NCBI's taxonomy places the organism in Eukaryota, Viridiplantae, Streptophyta, Magnoliopsida, Fagales, Juglandaceae.